AUGCCGCCGGAUAUGAUCGAGCUUUCUAAUUCGGCCAGGGAACAUUCGGGCAAGGCGCACCCGCCACAUCCACAGCCACAGCCGUUGUCGCAGCCGCCUACGCCGGGAAAUUCGGCGCAGGGUUUGCAUUCGCAUGGACAUGAUCACGAGCAUGGGCAUGGGCACAGUCAUGGAGUGCUUGGACAUUCGCAUGCGCAUGGGGAGGAGGACGGGCAUGGGUUGGAGCUCAUCGAGACGCUCGAGGCCGGAGGGGACAAAGGACAGCGAAUAACUAUCAUCGGGCUCGUGGCCAAUAUCAUCCUCACUACCGCAAAAGGGCUCGCGGGAUGGUUCAUGAACUCUGCAGCUUUACUCGCUGAGGCGGAGACAGCACAAGCGCUUCCAGCGGGACCCGUCCAAGCCGCGCUCGAAAACGCGACGUCCAUCGUACACAACAUCCCCGCCGUAGUCGGCGGCGGCCACACCCACGCCCCCACCACCACCGCCGCAGGCGUCCUGGACCCUAACGCAGCCUGGUUCGCAGCCGUCAGCGUCGUAGCGAAAGAGUGGCUGUUCAGGAUCACGCGCAAAGUCGCGACGGAGGAGAGCUCGCCGGUGCUGAUGGCCAACGCGUACCACCACCGCUCGGACGCGUACUCGAGCGCCGUCGCGCUCGUCGCUAUUUUGGGCAGCACGUUCUUCCCCGCUUUACCGCUCGAUCCGAUCGGAGGUCUCGUCGUGAGCGCCGUCAUCAUCCGUCAGGGCGCACAGAUCUUCGCUGGCGCAUUCAAGGAGAUCACCGACGCGUCCGCUUCGGCACCUACGCUCCGAACGCUCGAACGCUCGCUUGACUCAUUGACGCACGCGCAGUCCAUACUGGGCGUAGACAGCCUUCGUGCGCGCAGGGCAGGAUCGCAUCUGUUCGUGGACCUGAACGCGAGGGUCAGGCCGGAGGUCAGUGCGGGUACGUUGGCACACUUGGAGGAAAGUAUCGCAGGUGCGAUUAAGGAGGCGAGGAAAGAUGUGAAAGAAGUUGCCGUGCGGUUCGUGCCGGUCGAGCAAAUGCAUCCGCCGCCACCGUCUGCGCCGUGUUCGCCGUCAACAUCGGCGUCUGCGUCUAUGGGCGAGGACGAGAGGCCACUGUCGCCUGUGUCGCUGGAUGAGAAAGCACCGAGAGCGGCGCCUGCGCCACCUUCGAGGACGACUUCCCCGCGGACGUCGAGGGAGGAGGCGUGA
Peniophora sp. CBMAI 1063 is the source of this 1215-nucleotide messenger RNA. The record is from the annotation of a GenBank genome assembly. NCBI's taxonomy places the organism in Eukaryota, Fungi, Basidiomycota, Agaricomycetes, Russulales, Peniophoraceae.